This is a messenger RNA of Scophthalmus maximus (turbot), 1151 nucleotides long. Its product is annotated as claudin-1. Bases 239 to 913 code for a protein of 224 amino acids. Gene Ontology annotation, cellular component: plasma membrane; bicellular tight junction. Gene Ontology annotation, molecular function: structural molecule activity. The record is from RefSeq and is a predicted model, not a curated record. The transcript is spliced from 6 exons. Lineage: Eukaryota; Metazoa; Chordata; Actinopteri; Pleuronectiformes; Scophthalmidae. Gene Ontology annotation, biological process: bicellular tight junction assembly; cell adhesion.
AAAACACUUUGUGUAGAAAUGUUUGUGUGUUGACGGACGGAGCGAAGGUGAAGGUCGAUACUGGUGUUUGUGUUCAGAGGUUCAUCGACCCCGAACACCAGAGACCACGUCGGGUUCUCACUCCGAGACUCGGCACUUCACAGGAACCAGACGAGACCAGCAGCUGCAGCGGAGACGAGAGAGAACCUGCUGAUCCUCUGAGGUGUUCCAGGUCCGUGUGGAGACUUGACGCAGCAGCAUGGCGGCGGGCCUGCAGGUGGCCGGUCUGGUUCUGGGCCUGGUGUCCUGGUGUCUGCAGUCCAGCUGCACGUCCUCUCAGCUGUGGAAGGUCCGGAGUCAGGCCGAGUCCAUCAGCAGCAGCCAGUGGCAGUACGAAGGUCUGUGGAUGAGCUGCGCCGCCACGUCGCUGGGCUCCGUCCAGUGCCACCGCUUCAAGACAGUGCUGGGGCUGCCAGUUCACCUGCAGACCUGCCGGGCUCUGAUGAUCCUGUCUCUGCUCGUCGGUCUGGCCGCCGCCAUCGUCUCCGUGCUCGGACUCAAGUGCACCAAGAUCGGCAGAACUCCGGAGGCCGUCAAGGACCAGAUCGCUCUGAGCGGCGGGGUCAUGUUCAUCCUGUCGGGCGUCUUCACGCUGAUCGCAGUGUCGUGGUUCGCCGCCAAAGUCAUCCACGACUUCUACGACCCGCUGUAUGGAGGAGUCAGGUUCGAGCUGGGUUCUGGUCUGUACCUGGGCUGGGCCGCCUCCUGUCUGUCUGCACUGGGCGGAGCUCUGCUCUGCUGCUCCUGCAGGAAGACGACGCCCACUUCCCCUCCACGACAGUUUUCGUACAACUACUCGACGAGCGGCCGCGGUCAGAGCAUCUACAGAGUCGCUCUGGCCUCCGACUCUGACGGCCGAAAAGCCUACGUCUGACAGCGCCAUCGCCACGACGAUGCCAGGAGCUGGACACAGACACAUCAGAGCAUCAGAAACUCAAAACCCUCUUUUUUUCUUUUCUAAACACAAAGAAAUAUUUAAUUUUUGCUAUGGUGUGAACGACCUCAGACCCUCUGAUUUCUGCCUGCCUUUUUUUUUAUUAUCGAUGUCGACAUCAACACACACAUGACAUCACCUGAUCGUUGAGUGUAAAUAAAAUGUUUCCUGAAUCUGA